Molecule: messenger RNA, 654 nt
Organism: Guyanagaster necrorhizus
Lineage: Eukaryota; Fungi; Basidiomycota; Agaricomycetes; Agaricales; Physalacriaceae
Exons: 3
Coding region: 266-607 (113 amino acids)
Source: RefSeq, a predicted model, not a curated record
GCAGAUAUUGGCGUGUCCCUGGUGUCGGGAACAGCUAUAGCCAUCAACUCGGCGGAUAUCGUUAUACUAUCCGGCGGUUUGAGGGGCUUGUUGGAGACAAUCACGGUGUCGCGUCUGACCUGGCGUCGCAUCGUGUUGAGCCUCUCUUGGGCGCUGUCGUACAACGUCUUGGCCGUGCUCUUUGGAUCUGGGCUCCUUGUUGAUAUCCGCGUACAGCCUCAAUGGGCUGGAUUGGUGAAGAAGCAGAAAGCAAAGAAGAAUUUCGAUGACAGUAGAGGAUUCACUUAACAUUUCUACACAUGGAAACCAAAAUUUCGCUCUCCUGAUGGUAGUUUUUAUAUGUACAGUAGGCUUGGUCUUUUGUCGAGCAUUCGCAUUAAUCACAGGUUCGUGGCAUCUUAACUUCAUCCUUCGCUUUUUCUUGCUGCUUGAAGGUCGCUCCUGGUACAGGAAUAUAUAUAAUCCUUGUAACGAUUUUUUGUGGCAAUAUCACCAUGACCAGAAUACGGCCCGAGAGCUGCCUUUUUUAUUAAUGAAAAAACGUCUAGUCUUAACCGAGUCUAAGCUACUGCUUGUUAGUUCCAUCGAGCCAGAAGUUUGUCUUUAGGUAGUAAGAUGUCUGGGAACUCCUGAACCGUGAGUACGUACUAUGUG